CUGGCUGGCUCUAGUUGGUGUGUGCCACAAAGGGAGAGAGGGGGGGGGAUUAUAGUGCCAAAAAGGAAGAAGCAAUGUUUGAAGGGGGGACGAAACGAGAGGGCAAAGCAAAACGAGAGGCGGAAGUGUUUUGUGAUGGAAUACUAUAGUAGCUAGUAGUUUUAUAGAGGAGAGGUUGUGUUUGUUUGGUGGGUAAAAAAAAGGGGGGAGGCUGGUUGGUGGUUGAGAGGAGAGGAGAAGAAAAUGUUCACCCCUUUCUUUCAUUUCUCCGUCAUUUUCGCCCCCCAAUCCUUUUUUUAAUUUUUAAGCUUUUUUUUCUUUCUCUAAUAUUAGCUCCAAAUUUUGCCUGCAGCAAAAUUUAGCAUUAAAAUUGGUAAUUAUCCAUUUUUAGUCUUUAAUGCUUCUUUGCCUAUCUUUUUCGCUUUAAAAAUGUUUUCCCCAAAAAUGUUUUCCUUGAAAAUAUUUCUGAUGUUUGUAUUUUCCCUUAAAAAUGUUUGUGUGAAUGUUUGAAACAAAUAAUAUGAAUAUUUUCUCAUGUUUUUGUUUCUUGUGUUUUGUUUUUGUUAUGUUUAGAAUUUUGUAUUUCUCAUGUUUUUCCAAGUAUUUUCUCACAAACACCAUUAGGGAAUUGUUUUCCGAACAAAUUUUAAUAAAAACAUUUUCCGGAAAUGUUUUAAUGUUCUUCCGGAAAAUGAUGUUUUUGUUUUAUUUUUAUAGUUCUCCGUAAAAUGUUUGUCGAUUAUUUUUUUAAACAUUCCGGAAUUGUUUUCCAACAAACAUUAAAACAUUUCCGGGGAAUGUUUUUGCUAAAAUUUGUUUACGGAAAAUGUGUUUCUACUUUAAUUUGUUCGGAAUGCUAACUUUGUUUUGAUUUUAUGUGUUUCCUGAAAAUGUUUAUAAAAUUAUUUGUUUAUUUUAUUUUUAUAUUUUGUGUUUUCUUUGUGUGUUUUUAUGUGUUUUCCUUUGUGUUUUUAAUUUUUCUAGUUGACUUAACUAUACUUUUUUAAUUCUUCCAAUAUUCAUCCCAAAAUUAAUAACGUCUCUCUCGUCUCCCUAAAAGUUGGGGUAAAAUAAAUUUUUAUGGUCCAUAGGAAAUUUAAUCAAGAAUGCCUUUUUCUGUGAACGUGUAAGAAACGGAAAAACGACAACAGCUAACCCAAAGGGCAACAACAAAAAAACAAACUUUGUAAAUUCUAUAAAAAGGUUAUAGAGAAAAAGGCAAAAAUGACUGG
Messenger RNA from Meloidogyne enterolobii, 1232 nucleotides. The record is from the annotation of a GenBank genome assembly. NCBI's taxonomy places the organism in Eukaryota, Metazoa, Nematoda, Chromadorea, Rhabditida, Meloidogynidae.